GUAUAUUUAGUGAUAUGUCUGUCUCUGAUGUACAGAAAUGUGUGUGCUUUUACAAAGAGACUAUGCUAUUUACAUGUUACCUUGUAAUCUGGGUUUUCUCCUAUAACAUUAAGAACUUCUUUCCAUGCCAUUGAAACCAUCUAUCAUCAUCAACCAUAUAUCAUCUUUAAUGGCUGCAGAAUGAUUUGUGUGGAUGUGGAGUUUAUUUAACUGAUCUCCUAUAGUCAGAUACUCUUUCGUUUUCUUUUGUUUGCAUUUGAAAUCUAUAAUAUGCACAUUUUGCUUGUCUUUGAUAUUAUAACUAGUAUGAUCUCCACAAGACAUGAAGGCACAGGCAGGGCUGUCUAUCGUCCUCAUUCUUGUACCAUCUCUAAGUGGACUUCAGGCUUUCGUCACACCUGGGAUCAAGUAUGAAAAGAGGAACAGCUUCUUGAUGUGUGGUAUGUUAAGUGUUUAUCCUCAUCCACUUAUCACAUGGAAAAUGGACAAUACACCCAUCUCUGAAAGCAAUGCGGGAGAAAUUGAAUCUUUAAGUCUUUUUUAUGUUGAUAAUAUGAUAAAAAUUACAGGAUCAAAUUUAUCUUAUGAAUGUACCAUGGAAAACUCAUUGCUGGAAUAAACAUGGAUGGGGGGAUAGACAAUGAGAGAUGACCUUCAUAAAAUGCAAAGUGAAAAUGUUUCACUAUCAUGUGAACUUGCAAACAGUUUUUUUUUUUUUUUUUGACUGAAUCAUGAUUUCAUAGCCAGUUGGUCUAAAGUAGAAAAAGAGACCUCCUCCAUCCUGGCUUACUUUCAGAGCUCCUCAUGAAAUAUAACUAUGUAUGAACCCUGCAUCUCCUGGAAUAAAGAGCAAAUAAACCGGAGUGACUUUUCUUUGACUUUGAAGGAUCUUAGUCUUUCAGACAAUGGGGAAUACUUAUGCAAUAUUUCUUCAAGCAAAUAUAGCUUACUCACCAUCCAAACGCUGCAUGUAGUAGAACAGAGUCAAAGUGGAACUGCCUGGAUAAUUGUUCUGUCAUUGGUGACUUUGGUUUUGCUGGCAAUUUGCAUAUUCUAUAUGUCAAAAAGAUACCAUUCCAGGAGAGAAAGGUGCUCUGUCCAUACUGAGAGGGCCAACACUGCUGGUGCUGAAGAAAACCAGGCUAUUUCAGCUCAGCCAGCUACUACAGGAAAUUAAGACAGGACUAUGUCAACACAUGAUGAGCAUCUUUAAUAUUUAGUGACCUCUCUUUCCCUUUCUUCACUGCACUUCCAGCCAUGGCUUGUCAUGGCCUAAUAAUUCUACCAUUGGAAAGACUUGCAACCAUUGUCUGUCCUGCCAUCACAUUUACUCUUCAAGUCCUAAUCAUCACUCACUGACUCCCUACCUGCAUCAAGAUGAUGAAUUUCUGUAUGCCAAUUCAAACUUUCAUUUGGUGACACUCCUCCCACCAAGAUCUUGGAAGAAAUGUAUCCUUAAGUACUGAUUCAAAAAUCUAAUCAGCUAAUGAAAGGUGAGAGAACACAAAAGCAGAAAUCACCUUAGUGAAAAGGUGAAAAACUGGGGCAAUUGAUAUGCUAAGGUAUUGUACUCCAGCUUUAUGUGAAUAGUUAAUAGCAGUGUAACAAACUCGAUUUAAUAUAGUGAGUCUUAGGGACUCCAAAGUGUAAAAUGUCAGUAUCUCCAAGACUGCCUAGAGCAAAAGGCCCUAUCAACUCAAAAACUGACAUCUCUGGGGUUAGGUUGUACCUUCCAACACCAGGUUUGCACAGCCGAGUGACAUUAGCUCUGGAGAUGAUUUGAUUCAUUUUUCUGGCUCAGUUGUCAUAUUGUUAAUCAGCCUUAUAAUAAAUUUAGAUUUCCAUAUAAAUUUUUACACAAAGAGAAUGGAUAGCCCAGCUGACUUGAUGAUCUCUUCCCUUUUAAUCAAUUUAUAAGAAAGAAAAGGCUAACCACGAUCUUAGUGACUUAAACUUUGACCCUAUAGUUUAUAGGAGAAGACCAACCCCGAACUGUGUGUUAAUGCUACCUGGUCUGAUUUUCUCUAAGUAUUUGCUAUAAUGUUGACAGGUAUUUAGCAUAAAGUGUUGAUAUCAUUAUUUAAAAAAAAAAAAAACAACUUCAAUUGUGAGGAGAAAAUGCUCAGAACUGCUAUAUAGUCUUCUUACAAAAUGGAAAGACCAAAGUCAACAAAUCGAAGAUAGUAGAUAAGAAUGAACCUGGGUCUUUCAAUGCUGUUGAGCCUCUGAAUUAAUCUUAGAGCCAUCUGUAGGAGUUAGGGUUGGGGUCAGAGAGGCAGAGUGCUGAGAAUGACAGGGAAUAAAGAUUUAUUAUAUAGCAUCAACCUCAUAUAAUUUUGGGCACUUGUGAAGAAGUCUAUGUCAGGCUGUCCCCUCUGCAGCUGGGGCUGGACCUGAAGUAGCUGGAAGUCAGCUGUGCCAGUGUUCAGGAUGGAGAGCUGGAUAUGGAGUGAGGAUGAACUGAAAUCUGCAAGAACAAACUAGGACUCGUAUUCCUAGGCAACGCUAGGGGUGACCUGCUAGAGAAGCUGGCAUCCAGUACCAUGGAACCAAGCACACCUAGGCAGGACUCGAAGCUGAAGGAGGGAGCCUUACUGCUAACUCACUUUCUUGGACUGGGGUAACAUUUGUCAGCUAUGACAGUGCCUGGGGCCAUACUCUGGCCUUCACAGCAUAAAGUAGACAAUUGCUCCUUCACUUCUCCCUCUCAAAUCUGGUGAAAAUUUCCUUGUGACCAACUCUAAUCCAGAAGCACACAGAAAAAGGAAAUGUACCUCCUGCUUAGAUACAUUGGCACAAUACAAAGCCAAUAUCCCAUCUAUCACUGAAUGGAGUGUCUUAUAUGAGAAGCUGCUUCAGUGUUGAAAAGCUACACUAACAUGUGACCAAGCCAGGUGUAGAUUAGGAGGAUUUAAUCUAUAAAUUCUAAGUGCUUGUGACUAUAUGUACACCACAGUGCUAGGAUGAAAGCUGAUCAACUCCUACCAUUAGUGGCUGAAAACACAGACUCCUGAAUGGAUGAGUCAAGAAAAAUUCAUUAACUUUAGUAAUAACAAUUUACAACAUACCCUAGGCCUCAUGUCUUCUAUAAAUAUUACUCAUUGAGAGGCAAUAUGGACAAAAGAAUAGGUAUUCAUUUUUUUAACUUCAGAAUUUAAACAAUUCUUACAUUACUUAUAUUUGAGAAUCUGAAAAAUCCCCAUUAACUUUGGAAGCAAAGAUACUCUAUUAUAUCUUCUAAUCACCUUGUUUAAACUACUUUCCACACCACAUAAACAUUUUUUUAAAUGCUUGUUUCAAGUGCAACAUGUUUUUUUAAAUGCUUGUUUCAAAUGCAACCUAAGUUUUCCGUCAUUAAAUGGUACCAUCCUUGUCCAGCCUCCAUCCUUCAUAAGCAGGGACUUCUUAUUCUUCUUCAUGAGCCUGAAAAACAGAAUGAGUGUGCUCUGAGAUUCUGUGACUUUCAUUAGUGGAAAACAUACCCAGAACCAAGUCUAGUCCUUUCCAGAGUAAGCAGGCCUUAGCCAAACUCCUCAUUAGCUUCAAAAGGAUGCAGGCAAUUACGUGCAUUACAGAAAGCAGACACAGGUAAUUCAUCUGAAGGACAUGCUCGGGCAUUCUCAAUUUUCUGCCCGCCUAGCCUUGCUGGAGAAGGCAAGACCCCACAUCUUUUGUGGGAAAGACUGUGGCCACAUCACCAAUUGGCUCCAUGGCCCAGACAGACCCCCCCAGUUCUAUCAGAAAACCUUUUCACUUGGUUUAUGACAAUUGAAAGAUUUUCAGGCUUUCCUUCUGAGAAUGGGAAACAAUUAGUCAUUGCACUGCCAAGGAUGGUUUUCCUAUUCAUCUCGGACCUCUCAAGCAAUUUCUGCUUCAUUCAUUUUAUUCUUUGUUGGAAAUAACUGUGACAAAGUCGAAUACAUUACAUAUGUUUUGCAGCCCUUUUGACCUCCUCCAGCUGAGUGCAAGCAUAGCACAUGUGAGGCAUUUCCCUAAACAAAACUAUUAUAUGGAGUUGAUGGGCAGGCUCUGCCUCAAAGACCCCAAAUCCAGUGCCAUGACCCUUCUCAAAUUGAGGGCAGAGUUCAAACCACUUAACUGGACCUCUGCACAUAGGCCUUUAUCCCUGAGACAAUAUUCAGGCAGCAACAAGAAAUCUCUGGAAUGUGCCAAUGACUCAUGCUUCUCAUAUUUAGAUCUAAAUAUAUUCAAUAUAACCAACUUUUAGAUUCUCCUUCAAAAGAGCUUAUUUUGACCUCCUUUCAGGUAGUGUUUAUUAUGGACAACCCUAUCUACUUGUCUUGCAGAGUUAUUAGUAAUUCGUUUUAAAUAAGAGGGCCAGGCAUGUACCAAAUUUUUAAAAAAUGAAAUGGUGCCUAUCUGUGCUAGGCAUCUGUGCUAAAUGCUUUAUAUGCAUUUCAUGAAGGGCAGCUAAUGUCACAUUAUCCAGUAUCAUUUAAUUCAUUUCUCUGAAAGCCAGACCUCAUUUAAAAACUGUGUUUGUGGGAAAUCUCAGUAAGAAAGCUGAGGCUGACUAUUUUUGGAAAACUCCCAAAUUUAUAUGUUGAAAUCUCAAUCUCCGUAGUGAUGGUGUUAGGAAGUGGGGCCUUUAAGUCAUGAGGAAAGAGUUCUUAUGAAUAGGAUUUCUGCCUUUUAAAAAGGGCUUCUUCCCCCCACCCCACCCCUUUUACUAUGUGAGUGCAAAGUGGAAAAAAAAAAAGGCCGUCUCUGAAGAAGUGGCCCUCACCAGAUACUGAAUCUGCUAGCAUCAUGAUCCUGGACUUUCCAGCCUCCAGAAACUAUGGGAGAUGUUUGUUAUUUAUAAGCCACCCAGUCUCUGGUGUUCUAUUAUAGCACCCUGAAUAGACACUGAUCUUGACAAGCCUAUAAUUCAGUGGUCUUGUCAUGCUGCCACUUUGCUAGUAAAAUACUUAAGGGAGCAGCCCCUAUCCUGGGAUCAGAAUAGAAGUGUUGAGAACCACAGAUAUGGAAAUAUCUUUCCCCCUGUUUUAGGGAUUAAGCAGAAAGCUAGAAAGGACAAGUGCCUUUAUUCUCCACUGCCUCAAGUUUAAACCUCACCACCCAGGUCUCCAUACUGAUACAGUAUGAAGUCAUGUAUUUGUCUACAUAGAAGGACUUCACUUAGUUUCAAGCAGAUCCAUCUGUGCUUUUUAAAUCAUCUUUGCUCUCUGGACUCCUGACUGUUCUGCACAAAUGAAUCCAGGAUCUGGAGCUCCGAGCCCACAAGUUCAUCUGGAACUAAGCAUUUGCGAAGUAUAAAUACAAUAUACAUUCCACUCAAAUGCUUACCACUUCAUAUUACCUGGACAAUAAAAAUUUAGUAAAUAUUGGAAGACCUUAGCAGAACCUACUUUAAAGUCUUUUAAAAAAUAAAGAGAAAAAACAAAUUUCUUGUUCUAUUGCUCUGUGUGAUGACACAAGCCCUAAAACACACAUGCUUUAAGAAUUACAACAGAGUUGAAUAUCUGACAUACCUUUUUUCUAAACUCCUUUGCUUUGAUCUUGAGUUUAUUGACUUGAGAUUCUGCUAUCUCUGCCCUUUCCUUAGCUUCGUUCAACUCAUGUUGCUGCUUCUUAUACUUGGAAAGAUAUUGAUUGGC
Canis lupus familiaris (dog) is the source of this 5621-nucleotide messenger RNA. RefSeq names its product HERV-H LTR-associating 2 (gene HHLA2). Lineage: Eukaryota; Metazoa; Chordata; Mammalia; Carnivora; Canidae. The record is from RefSeq and is a predicted model, not a curated record.